Messenger RNA from Penicillium cataractarum, 726 nucleotides. RefSeq lists its product as uncharacterized. The transcript has 2 exons. The coding region runs from base 1 to 726 and encodes 241 amino acids. The record is from RefSeq and is a predicted model, not a curated record. Lineage: Eukaryota; Fungi; Ascomycota; Eurotiomycetes; Eurotiales; Aspergillaceae.
AUGGAAACCCGCCCAACAACAACCGCAAACCCACCCAGCGUCGAAAUCGCCUACAAGCGCAAAUGCGCCGCCCUCAAGAAACGCCUCGCCGAAGUCGAAGCGGAAAACGAGCUCAUGCGCACCCGCAACCUCCGCGGUUACCAAUACAUCCAGAAGAUGCGCCUCGAGUCCUGCAUGCUGCUGGAGCGUCUCGCCAAGGUCACCGGUAUGGCUGACGAGGCCGCUGCUGGGACGGCGGACCCGGAACUACGGGCCCGCGCUGCGGCUAUGAUGUCUAAUGCGGCGGUGUUGAAUGGGCUUGGUGCAUCGGGGGCGUCGCAGGGUGCGAAUGGCGGGUAUCUUGAGGAUGAGACUGAGGGUAGUUCGGAUGAGCAACCUCCUACUCCCGAAGAACGCCCACUCCGCGUUAAGCGCUCCCGCAAAUCAAACCUGCCCGCCGAGGGCGGCGACGAAGAUACUCCCGCUCAAGACAACGCCGGCGAGGCGGGAGAUGGCGACGCAAAUUCCGCCUCUCUACCACGUCUAGCUCCGGCCCCGAGUCAACAGGAGCUCACCUCAUCGUUCCGCGUGAAGACCGGCAGCAAUGGCGUGCAGGAUUCCGAGACGCCCGCUGAAGGGGAUAACCGGGAUGCACAGUCCGAUGCGCAGGCCGGCGAGACGGGCGCUGAUGAUGGGGCUACGCCUAUGGAUGUGGAUAGCAAGGAGCCCAAGGUUGAGCAGGGGUAA